This is a messenger RNA of Blastomyces dermatitidis ER-3, 276 nucleotides long. RefSeq lists its product as uncharacterized. NCBI's taxonomy places the organism in Eukaryota, Fungi, Ascomycota, Eurotiomycetes, Onygenales, Ajellomycetaceae. The record is from RefSeq and is a predicted model, not a curated record. The transcript has a single exon. The coding region runs from base 1 to 276 and encodes 91 amino acids.
AUGAAGAGAGUGAGAAACAGACUGAACACAGAUGAACUGAUCAGCAGAAGAGAUGACACUCUACUGCUAGAUACAGUGACUACUGCCACAGCUGCAAAGAAAGCAGGAGAAGAAGAAGAUGUGAUAAUAAGAGCAGUGCUUUCACGGCUCAUUGACACUGCUGCCUCUGCCUUCAACCUGACUUUCUUGAUGGUCACAGAGGCUGCUGCCACAUCACAAAGACAUUUAUUCACUAGAAAACAUCAGAAUAAGCUCUCUACUGUUCUUCAAGAAUGA